AUGUUCAGACUAGUGUUGGGCUUUGACGAUGCAAAGGGAGGAAAGGCUGACCGUCGGAGCUCUGAUUUAUGCCCUCGUAAAGUUGCACACGCCGCUGCCCUAGCGCUCACCGGUAUAAUUUAUUGUACUUGCACAAGUCACGUUUCGAGUCCCUUGCACAGGCACCUUGAAUCAAGAAAUGCUUUAGGUCAACAAAGUUUUGUACGAUUCCGUGAUAGAGGUCUUCCGAAACGUGGUUCGCCGCGCCGGAAUUACAAAAAGCAUCCGUCUGUAAAACGCCAGGGUGGCCGCAGUACGCCUGACGGAGCGGCCGAGGGCGGUCGCGUGAGCAUGUUGGGUACAAUGAUGUACCCCGGCGACGACGCCGAACUGGACAUGCGCGUACCGCCGAUACAACUGGAACAUCUGCCAGAAGUGUUCCUUUCCAGUAUCCCGAAGUGCGGCGGCUGCCAGGAGAUGAUAGUGGACCGGUACGUGCUAAAGGUGUCAGACCGCACGUGGCACGCUGGCUGCCUGAGGUGCGUUGAGUGCCGCACAAUGCUGUCUGGCAAGUGCUUCGCCAGAAAUAAUCAACUCUACUGCACUGAGGACUUCUUCAAGCGGUUCGGUACCAAGUGCGCGGGCUGCGGGCAGGGCAUCCCGCCGACGCAAGUGGUGCGGCGAGCGCAGGCGCACGUUUAUCACAUGCGGUGCUUCGCGUGCGCAGCCUGUGCGAGGACGCUCAACACCGGUGACGAGUUCUACCUCAUGGAGGACGGGAAGCUGGUUUGCAAGCCCGAUUAUGAAGCGGCUAGGGCUAAAGGCGGCGAGGGCUCGCUGGACGGCGACGCAGCGAGCAAACGGCCGCGCACCACAAUCACCGCCAAACAGCUGGAAACGUUGAAAAGCGCGUAUAGCAGCAGUCCCAAGCCGGCGCGGCAUGUACGGGAGCAACUCGCGCAGGACACCGGUCUCGAUAUGCGCGUAGUGCAAGUCUGGUUUCAGAACCG
Parnassius apollo (apollo) is the source of this 989-nucleotide messenger RNA. The record is from the annotation of a GenBank genome assembly. Lineage: Eukaryota; Metazoa; Arthropoda; Insecta; Lepidoptera; Papilionidae.